UAACAUUACAUACUUUUAGAAAUAUUAAUUGUGUUUAAACACGAUUAUAAUGAACGAACUAUUUCAAGGAACGAUUCUUUUGUUUUAUUAUAGCAGACAUUAUAUGACAUUUUAGUUUUUACUAAAUUUUCACUCGAAUAUAUUUUAAUAAUAAUAUACGAAUAUAUUUAUUUUCUAACGACGAAACGAUAUAUUACGUUGAUAUGUUUAACAAAAUAAUGAUAUUUCGUUGGCUAUAUUUGUACAAAAUUUGAAACGCAAUACGAAAAGACAAAAUUUUAUCAGAAUUAAGAACAUAGCUUUUAUUAAGAUUUCUUUUCAAAUGAACCCAAAUAAGCGUCGAAAAACGUCAUUGAGAUGCAAAGAGCAGAAGAAUAUGCAAAAGCAUACGGCCGAUGAAAGUUUUUACUAUCACACUCUGGACACACUUCCACCAGAAGUUUUAGAAAUAGUAUUACGUUUAUUACCCUUACAUGAUGUAGCUACUGCAGUUCGUCUAGUGUCCAGACGUUGUUCGAACGUCGCUACGAUAGUUUUGAAUACUUCAUUUCUUAUUGCUGGUACAAAACUUGAAAGUGCAAUGAAACAUACAGAAACAAUGAUAAUGAAAGUUAAGACAGGUGCUGACCUACUAACCUUCAGCAGAGUAUUCAAUAUCCUAGAAAUGGUCAUGGCACAAUACAAGAUGCUCAGAGCUGUAACUUGGAGAUAUACACAUCCUUCAAAACCAGAGAAAUUUUCACGACUUUGUUUUUAUGCUGGUAGUCUGCUUGAUAAUUUAAAUAGUUUGCUUCAUCGUGCUAUAAAUUGUCCUGUUUCUUUAUUUGGGCUCCAUCCGCCAGAUUCUAGCAUUAUUUUCUUUAUAUCUGAUUGCAAGCGUUUUAUGAACUAUUUUGAAAAAAAUUCUGAAUGCAAAGUGAACAGAUCUGUUUUGGUGUCCGGAUGUAAAGCUAUAGAUGUUCUAGACUGUCUUGCAGAAGGACGUCAAGUUUUAUCAUUUAAUAUAUUGUCUAAUGAAGGAAUCAAAAAUGAUAUUAUUAGUAUGAAGCUAAAAUAUGUAAUAAAACGAGCUUGGUUUACUUGUCUAAAAAUUCCAAGUAUACCUGAUGAAAAUUCUUGGAAAGACCAGCAGCGUUUUAUGUACCUCAGAUUACGUCGUUUAGUUAGCAGUGUCAAUGAACAUUAUUAUGAAAAUUUACAAUAUGAACGAGAAUUACUUUUUCAGGAACCGUCCAUACCACCUCCAAGAAUACCGCCAGUAUCCACAUAUUCUGGUUAUGGAGAAUAUGGUGGACAAUUCUUUUAUUAUGGGAACAUGAAUAAGUAUGCUUAUGAGAGCAAAAUCAAAUCCUUACCAGUAACUGACCACGAAAAUGCACAAGAUGAUAUUGAAAAAAUUCAUGGAACACCUUGUUUCAAUCUCAUCAUAGCUGUAGAAUUAAAAUGUUCAAUAGAACUGGCACCUUUUACUGUAAGAACUUUAUUGCAGUCCAAUGAGCUAGAAAUAUAUACAAAAACUCCUAAUCGGCCAGAGCUUUAUUUAAAACUCGAUAUCAUGUGUCCUGCUUCAUUGGCUAAUAGAUUACCAGGAAAUUUUACUUGGGAGCUUAAUAGUUCUCGUCAUAUACGUCAUUCUUCUUAGUACAUUACAAAUAAAUUUUUUAAUUAUAACACAAAACAGAAAAAUGAUAUACUUUUGUUAUAAUUGAUGUAAUCUUUUGAUAAGCAAAAGAUAUUGGAAAAAUUGCUAUAUAAUUUUUAUAUUUUUAACAUAUAAUCUAUUAUAUUAAUAAGAAUCAAAAUUUUUAUCAUGUUUUAUAUAUUAUCAUCAAAAUUUUGAUUACAUGUUUAUAAUUUGUCAGGAAUUCAUUUAAAAAGCAUUCUUUUGAAACUAAAAAUUCAUAUAUACUAUAAACUAUAUACUAGAUUUUAUCUUCCAAUAACAUUAUUAUAAUGUCUCAUUUACUUACAUAAAAUUAAUAAUAAUACUC
Molecule: messenger RNA, 1991 nt
Organism: Vespa velutina
Lineage: Eukaryota; Metazoa; Arthropoda; Insecta; Hymenoptera; Vespidae
Exons: 4
Coding region: 323-1642 (439 amino acids)
Molecular function (GO): protein binding
Source: RefSeq, a predicted model, not a curated record